This is a messenger RNA of Condylura cristata (star-nosed mole), 1769 nucleotides long. It is a transcript of the gene TRIM59, whose product is annotated as tripartite motif containing 59. Gene Ontology annotation, molecular function: zinc ion binding. Bases 80 to 1291 code for a protein of 403 amino acids. Gene Ontology annotation, cellular component: centrosome; cilium; intraciliary transport particle B. Gene Ontology annotation, biological process: cilium assembly. The transcript is spliced from 2 exons. NCBI's taxonomy places the organism in Eukaryota, Metazoa, Chordata, Mammalia, Eulipotyphla, Talpidae. The record is from RefSeq and is a predicted model, not a curated record.
GGGCGGAGGAGGCGGCGCCCAGUACCUCAGCCUGUGUCUGGGGCCGCGGAGUGAGUGGCCUGCUGUCCUCCUCGCGGAAAUGCAUAAUUUUGAGGAUGAGUUAACGUGUCCCAUUUGUUACAGUAUUUUUGAAGAUCCUCGUGUACUACCAUGCUCUCAUACAUUUUGUAGAAAUUGCUUGGAAAACGUUCUUCAGGCAUCUGGUAACUUUUAUAUAUGGAGACCUUUACGAAUACCACUCAAGUGCCCUAAUUGCAGAAGUAUUAUUGAAAUUGCUCCAACUGGUAUUGAAUCUUUACCUGUUAAUUUUGCACUAAGGGCUAUUAUUGAGAAGUACCAACAAGAAGAGCAUCCAGAUAUUGUCACCUGCCCUGAACAUUCCAGGCAGCCAUUAAAUGUUUAUUGUUUGCUAGAUAAAAAAUUAGUUUGUGGUCAUUGCCUUACUAUAGGUCAACAUCAUGGUCAUCCUAUAGAUGAUCUUCAGAGUGCCUAUCUGAAAGAAAAGGACACACCUCAGAAACUGCUUGAACAGUUAACCGACACACAUUGGACGGAUCUUACUCAUCUUAUUGAAAAACUAGAAGAACAAAAAUCUCUUUCAGAGAAAAUGGUUCAAGGUGAUAAGGAAGUUGUUCUCCAGUAUUUUAAGGAACUUAAUGAUACAUUAGAACAGAAAAAGAAAUGUUUCUUAACUGCUCUCUGUGAUGUUGGCAAUCUCAUCAGUCAAGAAUAUACUCCGCAAAUUGAAAGAAUGAAGGAAAUGAGAGAGCAACAGCUUGAAUUAGUGACACUAACGUCAUCUUUACAAGAAGAGUCACCCCUCAAAUUUCUUGAAAAAGUUGAUGAUGUCCGCCAGCGUGUGCAAAUAUUGAAACAAAGACCACUCCCUGAGGUCCAACCUGUUGAAAUUUAUCCUCGUGUUAGCCAAGUUUUGAAAGAAGAUUGGAACAAAACAGAAAUUGGACAAAUUAAGAAACUUCUCAUUCCUGAAAUGAGAAUUUCUUCAAAAAGGAUGUCAUAUUCCUGGCCUGAUAAAGAUGAAAAAGAAGUUGAAUUUUUUAAGAUUCUGAACAUUGGCAUAGUUACACUAAUUUCAGUGAUACUCAUGUUGAUCCUCUUUUUCAACCAACACAUAAUAACCUUUGUAAAUGAAAUCACAUCAGUAUGUUUUACUGAAGUCUCUCUAUCUGUUUACCAAAGUUUAUCUAACAAUAUGAAUGAUUUAAAGAAUAUACUAUGCCAUACUUUGUACUUACUAAAGGAACUUACUUGGAAAGUAGUUUCUUAUUGAAAAUUCAAAUCUGAAUUGUUUAUAUAGGUUUAUUCUGUACAGCAGAGUCUAAUCAUUGCUAAGUGAAGAAAUAGGGGUAGCAUAGAUAAGAAAUGAACUAUGUUAAGCCUUUCGCACUUCUGUUGGGUAGAAAUGAUCUGUCAAGUUAAAAAUGUUUUUAGUUUUCAAAUCUGAAAGUUAAAUUACUUGAUUUGAAUAUACUAUUUUUAUUGGCUUGGAAGUUUUUUUUUUAAUAUUACUAUGAUAUUUAAACAAUCUUAAUGCCAGUAUUGUCUUUUAUUAUACACUGCAGUGGUCAGGUUUGUGAUUAUGUAUACUUUAGCUUGUACAUUAAAACAUAGCAAAAUCCUAAAAUUGUACAUGCCUUUAUUUUGAUGUGGCUUGAACCUUUUGAGUGGGCAGAUAAGGGAUAGGGAUAACAAUGUUUGAAAAUCAAGUAGCAAAAUUUGAAUGUGAUAAGGAUGUCCAUGUUAAAGAU